AUGCCUACUGAACUCGAAGAAUUGGUUGGAUUUCUUCAUUCACCACAACCCGCUGUUGUACAAAUUGCCUUGGAUAACCUUGUUGGGUUCUCUACUGGGGCUCACCAACAAGUAUUUGCCUACAACAAUUAUGAAGCAAUUAAGGAUCUCAAAAAGUUGAGCCAAAGCAAUAGCAAAACUUUAGUGAGACAAUCAGCUACCGUUCUUGCUAACUUAUGUGAAGACAUAAUCAUGCGGAAUUUGAUUGUGGAGGAUUUUGACUAUUUGCAAUUUUUGGUUCUCAAAAUUGUUACUCUUGAAAAUUCCAACGCUGAUAUAAUGUGCAUUCUUUUGAACAACUUGGCCAAAAAUGAUGCUAUAAACAAGAUUUUUGACUUUGAGGUUAAACUAAGUGACUCUCAAAAAAAGGUGUUCAACUCAACAAAGGCCAUUGAUUGUCUCAUGGAUUGUUUUGUCAAAGGAAACGAUUACAAGCUAAAUGCUCAAGCCAACUUUGAUUAUCUUGCUUACUUCUUUGCCGAUUUGUCGAGAUUUCAACAAGGACGUCUGUAUUUCAUCACUGAACAAGCUUAUGACAAAGUUGUGCCUAUAUCAAAAUUACUUGUUUUUACUGAAAAAUAUGAUGAUAAGAUCAGAAGGGAAGGUGUGGCAUUUACCAUAAAGAAUUCAUUGUUCGAUACAAAUGCCCACAUGAAAUUAUUGACGGAUCCAAAGAUCAAUAUACUACCUUUCCUACUCUUGCCAUUGGCUGGGCCGGAGGAGAUCGAUGAAGAAGAAGUAUUUGAUUUGCCUGACGAAUUGCAAUUGUUACCACCUGAGAAGGAGAGGGAGCCAUUGACAGGCAUUCAAUGUACCCACUUAGAAUCUUUGCUUUUAUUAUGCACAACCAAACCUGCUAGAGUAUAUUUCAGGGAGAAGCGAGUCUACUCCAUUAUAAGAGAGUUGGACAAAGCAAGUCAGAAUGAAGACGUGAGAGAGUUGUGUGAUAGAAUUGUCCAAUUAUUACAGAGAGACGAAGCUCCAGACUCGGCAGAAAUUGAAGCAAUUGAAAGCGAUGAGGAUGAUGACAAAAUUGUCGAAAUUGUAUAA
This is a messenger RNA of Lodderomyces margitis, 1089 nucleotides long. It is a transcript of the gene HGH1, whose product is annotated as Hgh1p. NCBI's taxonomy places the organism in Eukaryota, Fungi, Ascomycota, Pichiomycetes, Serinales, Debaryomycetaceae. The transcript has a single exon. The record is from RefSeq and is a predicted model, not a curated record. Bases 1 to 1089 code for a protein of 362 amino acids.